Belonocnema kinseyi is the source of this 436-nucleotide messenger RNA. It is a transcript of the gene RpS25, whose product is annotated as 40S ribosomal protein S25. The transcript has 3 exons. Gene Ontology annotation, molecular function: structural constituent of ribosome. Bases 1 to 393 code for a protein of 130 amino acids. The record is from RefSeq and is a predicted model, not a curated record. NCBI's taxonomy places the organism in Eukaryota, Metazoa, Arthropoda, Insecta, Hymenoptera, Cynipidae. Gene Ontology annotation, cellular component: cytosolic small ribosomal subunit.
AUGCUUCGAAUCGAUAGUUUUGUUUUUAAAUUUCAGCCGCCCAAAAAGGACUCGAAGGGGUCCUCCAAGCAACCCCAGAAAACCCAAAAGAAGAAGGAAGGUGGAUCCGGUGGCAAAGCCAAGAAAAAGAAGUGGUCCAAGGGAAAAGUUCGUGAUAAGCUCAACAAUCAGGUGUUGUUUGACAAAGGCACGUAUGAUAAAUUGCUGAAGGAAGUGCCACAGUAUAAAUUGAUCACUCCAUCGAUCGUGAGCGAAAGAUUGAAAAUCAGAGGAUCCUUGGCUAGGCGAGCACUGAUUGAGUUGCAGCAAAAAGGACUUAUAAAGCAGGUCGUUCAACAUCAUGCACAACUAAUCUACACGCGUACGACUAAGGGAGACGAUCCCGCUGCGUAAGGCCUUUUUUGUACUUUCAUGCAAUAAAAGUACGUAACAAUUA